UCAUAACCAUUCACCUAAUAACGUUUUGUUUUAUGGUCAUGGGGUGCAAUUACUCUAAAUAUAAAAGCCCAAAUGGAACCAGACAAUCAGCUAGGGUUUCCAGAUGGAUUGACUAGAGUUGGUCAGAUUGACAACCGAGCCUUGCCAAUCUCGAAAUGGAAGAUUGCUCUGAGGACGAGAUGAGACUGAACAAGAGUACUUCGCAAAAGAGGCAACGUACUUCGACCGAAUCUGAGGAGAAGAAGAAACGCACCGGGACUCUGCUGGAUCUAAAUGCUACGGACUGUCCCGUUUGCUUCGAUUCCCUCACCAUUCCCAUCUUUCAGUGUGAGAAUGGUCAUAUAGCAUGCUCUUCUUGCUGGGGAAAGUUGAGUCAAAAAUGUGCAACAUGCUCCUUAACCAUGGCUUCCCGCAACAGAGCUUUGGAACGGAUUCUUGAGCUACUUACAGUUCCAUGUCCAAAUGCUGGUUGCUCUGAGGCUGUCCCUUAUGCUUACUCUACUUAUGCUGAAACAUCAACACAUGUAAAGCACUGUGCUUACACCCACCGUCCUUGCCCUUUUAGCAGCUGCGACUUCAUUUGCUUCUUCAAGGAUUUAUAUGAACACCGCGUUGCUGCUAAACACUGCGAGUCCUCAGACAUGUUUGAAUGUGGAACGCCCAUGUUUAUACCCUUAAGUGGUGGUAAGGGGAUCAUUCUCAAGGAAGAGACUACAGAAGGAGAAGGAGAAGUUGUGGUUGUGGAGUGGUUCGACAUGCCAGACGGUCGGAUGUUCUAUGCCUGCUGUAUUGGACCAGGAACAGACGAGUUCUCCUACCAACUGAAGCUAUCUUUAGCUUCGGGUAAGCAUUUGUCUUCUGAAUCAAAACUCGAAAGAGUCCGUGAAGUAAGCAAUGAACUACCAGGUGGGUCUGUUAUGUUUGUUCCUUCAUCGACCUGCCCUGCCUACAUGUUUUUCAUAACCAUCAAGCGGGGAGACUUACUAGGAUCAUGAAGAAGCUACUAGUUCUUCCCUCAUAAGCCACACUUACCUACUCUAUCUUUGUGCUUAGGAGUUCGAAAAAGAGCUUUUGAGUUUUGUUCUUUUGGAAACACUACAAUCGGAAAUGUAUAUCUAAUGCAACAUCUACUUUUGUUUA
This is a messenger RNA of Brassica napus (rape), 1140 nucleotides long. Its product is annotated as E3 ubiquitin-protein ligase SINA-like 7. NCBI's taxonomy places the organism in Eukaryota, Viridiplantae, Streptophyta, Magnoliopsida, Brassicales, Brassicaceae. The transcript is spliced from 4 exons. The record is from RefSeq and is a predicted model, not a curated record. The coding region runs from base 156 to 995 and encodes 279 amino acids.